Phragmites australis (common reed) is the source of this 1806-nucleotide messenger RNA. Its product is annotated as alpha-amylase isozyme 3B. The transcript has 3 exons. Gene Ontology annotation, biological process: carbohydrate metabolic process. Lineage: Eukaryota; Viridiplantae; Streptophyta; Magnoliopsida; Poales; Poaceae. The coding region runs from base 206 to 1600 and encodes 464 amino acids. Gene Ontology annotation, molecular function: calcium ion binding; alpha-amylase activity. The record is from RefSeq and is a predicted model, not a curated record.
CGCCGCGUCCCUGCACUACACGCGACCUCCAAGUUACACGACCCAUAUCACAGACACCUUUUUGACCCCUUUUUAAUGUGCCACGGCAGCAGGUACACUUUUCCCAUCAACGAUAUGCCGUUCGUCUCGUUUGAAGCAACGGAGCUUAUCCGCUACACGAUCUGGUGGGGUCUAACGCCCGCCGGGAUCGAGCCUAUAAAUUGCCAUGCAUGAGCGUGGUGCUCCACAGACACACAGCCAAGUACAAGCCUCUUGCAAGGCAAGACAGCAACAAAAACACGAGCAGAUGGCGAAGCACUUGACCACAAUGUGCAGCCUCCUGGUGUUCGUGUUGCUUGGCUUGGGCUCCCAGCUGGCCCGAUCACAGAUCCUCUUCCAGGGGUUCAACUGGGAGUCGUGGAAGAAGCAAGGCGGGUGGUACAACUUCCUCCAAGGCCAUGUGGACGACAUCGCGGCCGCCGGGGCCACGCACGUCUGGCUCCCGCCGCCGUCGCACUCGGUGGCGCCGCAGGGGUACAUGCCGGGCCGACUCUACGACCUGGACGCGUCCAAGUACGGCACCCACGCGGAGCUCAAGUCCCUCAUCGCCGCCUUCCACGCCAGGGGCGUCCAGUGCGUGGCCGACGUCGUGAUCAACCACCGGUGCGCCGACUACAAGGACAGCCGCGGCAUCUACUGCGUCUUCGAGGGCGGCACCCCCGACAGCCGCCUCGACUGGGGCCCCGACAUGAUCUGCAGCGACGACACGCAGUACUCCAACGGCCGCGGCCACCGCGACACGGGCGCCGACUUCGCCGCCGCGCCCGACAUCGACCACCUCAACCCGCGUGUCCAGCAAGAGCUCUCCGACUGGCUCAACUGGCUCAAGUCCGACCUCGGCUUCGACGGCUGGCGCCUCGACUUCGCCAAGGGAUACUCGGCCGACGUCGCCAAGGUGUACGUCGACAACACCGUGCCCACCUUCGUCGUCGCGGAGAUUUGGAGCUCCCUUCGCUACGACGGCAACGGCGAGCCAUCGAGCAACCAGGACGCCGACCGUCAGGAGCUCGUAAACUGGGCGCAGAACGUGGGUGGUCCCGCCGCGGCGUUCGACUUCACGACCAAGGGUGUGCUGCAGGCAGCCGUCCAAGGCGAGCUGUGGCGGAUGAGGGACGGCAACGGCAAGGCGCCCGGGAUGAUCGGGUGGCUGCCGGAGAGAGCGGUCACCUUCGUGGACAACCACGACACCGGCUCCACCCAGAACUCGUGGCCCUUCCCCUCCGACAAGGUCAUGCAGGGCUACGCCUACAUCCUCACUCACCCAGGAACUCCCUGCAUCUUCUACGACCACGUUUUCGACUGGAACCUGAAGCAGGAGAUCAGCGCAUUGGCUGCAGUACGGUCAAGAAACGGGAUCCACCCGGGGAGCAAGCUGAACAUCCUUGCCGCUGAUGGAGAUCUCUACGUUGCCAUGGUCGACGACAAAGUGAUCGUGAAGAUCGGGUCACAGUACGAUGUCGGGAACCUGAUCCCCUCGGACUUCCAUGCCGUCGCUCAUGGCAGCAACUACUGCGUUUGGGAGAAGAGUGGCCUCAGAGUUCCAGCGGGACGCCAUCACUAGACCCAAAAUAGGGGUUAAUUUGGGUUUAUUUGAGCCUGGAAAAGAAAUUUGUGUUAGAUUAAAUAAAUAAUCGGAAUCUUAUUGUACUAAGCUUCUUUCGGCUAAUUAUUGAAAGAAGAUUAUAAUGUUUCGAUGUAUUCUGUUGACCUGGGGAUUUUUGUAACCGCUUGAAAUGGGGAAAUGAAUAUGAUUCUUGUUAAGCUGAA